Messenger RNA from Microthlaspi erraticum, 447 nucleotides. Lineage: Eukaryota; Viridiplantae; Streptophyta; Magnoliopsida; Brassicales; Brassicaceae. The record is from the annotation of a GenBank genome assembly.
AUGUUUGAAACAGACGAGUUCAAGGCUUCGUCUAGUCAAGAGAUAGUCACUUUCUCGGAGAUGAAACAUGAAGAAGUAGAAGCUUUUGUUGAGUUCCUCUACAGUGACGGCUCUACGCUAUCAGCAAAAGGGAAAGAAAACGUUCAGUCACUCUUUCUCGCAGCUCACAAAUAUGAACUGUUGCAUUUACGGGAUCUAUGCAUAAAGGAGCUUAUAUCUUCUCUGCAUUUUACUAAUGCUCUUGACAUUCUAAUGCUCUCUCAGGAGACUUUCGAAAGAGACCUCAACAUUGCUGCCGUAGAUUUUAUCCUAAGGAAUUUUAAGACGAUUGCUAAUUCUGAAGAAUUCAAGUUGUUUCUUUUCAAGACGCCAGGUACUGCCCUGGAGAUAGUGAAGCUACUUAUUAACAAUGCGGGUGUUUCUUAUCGUGAUAGCGCCGUCGUCUAA